AUGGCGGACUCUAAACCCCAAAAGAAGCACUUUGACCUCAUCCAGCGGGGGGUCAAAGGGACGAGCGUGUCAGGCAUCCUCACUUUUGUCGGUCUUCGCGGCCUCGACCCCGUGCUGCAAUACAAGCUCAUCGCUGGCGGCUGGGGCGCAUCCAUACUCUCCAAGCUUGGUAUCAACACCCUUUUUACCCUUGGCGCCGCCUCGAAUACAGGCAUCUCCUUUCUCGAUAACCUCAACCUCCCGCUUCCGCACCUCGUCCUCCUUGGCAUGUCUGUUGGUUCUUUCGUCAAGCAGGCUUACUGGCUCAUCAGUCUUUCUGCCGAAGAAUUUGGCCCUUCCGCUGCCCUCACUGUGAGCUUCUACAACACCCUCGUCAACAGCGCCAAUUCUCUUCUUCUACUUGCCGCCUCUACAUCCGUCAUGGCCUCUCCACUCUACUUCCCGGGCACGUCCCUGCCGUAUCAGGUUGUCCUCGGCAGCGCCUUCUUUGGCCUCGGCAUGUACUUCGAGACGGCCUCCGAGAUCCAGCGCAAGAAGUUCAAGGCUAAACCCGAAAACCAGGGCAAGGUUAUCAAGGAAGGGCUCUGGAGCUGGGCACGCCACAUCAACUACGGCGGGUACGCGCUGUGGCGUGGGGGUAACUGCAUGGCUGCGUCCGGGUUCAUUGGUGGUACUAUUAUGGGCGUGUGGCAGGCCGUCGACUUUCUUACGCGAGGAGUGCCGGUGCUGAAUGAUUACUGCUCCAAGCGGUACGGCGAGCAAUGGACACAGUUCAAGAAAGAGGUUAAGUGGGUAUUGAUUCCGGGUAUCUACUAA
This is a messenger RNA of Colletotrichum truncatum, 816 nucleotides long. RefSeq lists its product as uncharacterized. NCBI's taxonomy places the organism in Eukaryota, Fungi, Ascomycota, Sordariomycetes, Glomerellales, Glomerellaceae. Gene Ontology annotation, cellular component: membrane. The record is from RefSeq and is a predicted model, not a curated record.